AUGCAGUGGUCUGACGCCAUGCAAAGGAAGUUCUCGGCCCCGAAUGAGCCAAAUUUUCUCUGCGAUGAGCAAACAAGGCCUACAACUGAAACCAACGAGGACUCUGGUUAUAACCACGCACCUAUCCAAGCCGUUUCAGCCUGGCCGAGUGGCGAGGGGUGGAUGCCGUACGGGCCGAGCGGGUAUUAUGACGCGCCAAAAUUACCUUGCAUUAGUCGUCAAAGCCAGUCCAAUUCCGUCAGUCAGUCAGGAGAUGACAACAACAUCCUACCACGGCUGCUUCGGCAGCAUCUUUCACUACGGAGGAAAUCGGGCAUCUUUUGCGGCAUGGCUGAUAGAUAG
Messenger RNA from Aspergillus niger, 342 nucleotides. RefSeq lists its product as hypothetical. The record is from RefSeq and is a predicted model, not a curated record. Lineage: Eukaryota; Fungi; Ascomycota; Eurotiomycetes; Eurotiales; Aspergillaceae. Bases 1 to 342 code for a protein of 113 amino acids. The transcript has 3 exons.